GACACCAAUGGAAGACUUGCCGGGGAGGUGGGGUCACCAACACAGGAAGGAGGGGCAAUGCACAAACAUCCCCCUCCCCUGGGACCCGGGCUGCCAAUCUCCCGUUCCCCGUCACCGACGGCAUACCAGGAAUGGCAACACGGGCUGGAUAAAUGCAGCCCUUCCCAUGUAGCCGCUUGAACUACUUUAUGGGUCUCUAACCCUGUCGCUCCUAGUUCUCCUGGGAACAAGAGAAAGAGCCGCAAGAUUCAACUACCAACAACUUCGAAAUCAUGAGCUCGCCACAGUGGAGAAUUGUCGUUGGCUGCGAUGACGCUGGAGUCGGGUACAAGGACAAGAUCAAGGCAGACUUUGCGGCAGACCUUCGCGUCGUUUCCGUGGUCGAUGUCGGCGCCGACGAUAAGACGGCAUACCCUCACAUUGCAGCGGCGGCCGCGAAGCUUGUCGCCUCGGGAGAAUGCGACCGGGCGCUGUUGAUUUGCGGAACCGGCCUCGGGGUGGCCAUCUCGGCCAACAAAAUCAAGGGGAUCCGGGCGGUGACGGCGCAUGACAGCUUCUCGGUCGAGAGAGCUAUCCUGAGUAACAAUGCGCAGGUGCUCUGCAUGGGAGAGCGAGUUAUUGGGAUAGAAUUGGCUCGCCGGCUGGCCAAGGAGUGGCUGGGCUACGUCUUUGACGAGACAAGCCCCAGCGCUGCAAAGGUGGCAGCCAUCCACGAGUACGAAGAAGGAGAGGGUGGGCUUUCGGGGCCUCCGGAGGAGGUGAGAAGCUGCUAGGGGGCUGGCAUUUGGAUACGUUUGCAAUUUAGUGGAGAUGUCGCCAUACUUUUUGGGUGUUAGCCUGGGCCUAUACGGAACCUCCGCUCAAUUAAAUCUCAAAGCACAUCAAGUACAUGUACAUCUCAUGGAGAAUAGACUUGGGCAUAGAAAACGGGGGGAUCAAAGGGUUACUUGCGAUUUACAUUUUACGAUUUAGGUGAAUAAAAUGGCUCAGGGCCAAGGCACAUUCCCAAGGUACAGAGGGUACGGAGGACCUGUAGGAUUCAGAUCUCACUGGUCCCUAAAGGGUCAUCCGAGGUGCCGAGCGCCAAUUCCCCGGUCUCGGUACCUCAUUAUUAUGGCGCAAUAAUUAGUAGAGCAGACUGAGGACAGCGUUGGGCCUAAUGUUCGUUC
This is a messenger RNA of Lasiosphaeria miniovina, 1169 nucleotides long. RefSeq lists its product as uncharacterized. Gene Ontology annotation, biological process: carbohydrate metabolic process. The record is from RefSeq and is a predicted model, not a curated record. Gene Ontology annotation, molecular function: isomerase activity. Bases 273 to 773 code for a protein of 166 amino acids. The transcript has 2 exons. NCBI's taxonomy places the organism in Eukaryota, Fungi, Ascomycota, Sordariomycetes, Sordariales, Lasiosphaeriaceae.